CAAUACCUCCAAAAUAUUUGGGAACACAAGGGUUUUCUAGUGAGCCCUGAAUAAUCAAUCUGGGGUUUUAAUUAGAAAGCGGGGCUUAAAUCCAGAGAGAGAGAGAGAGAGAGAGAUUUUACGCAUCAAAGGGGAAGCUGAAUGGGUGAUAAAGCAGGAGGAAAAGGGGGUGCUAAAUCAGCUCUCAAAACCCCAUUGUCUUCAGGUUUUGAGCUGAACAACGGUUCAACAAAAUCUAGGAAAGGAAUGAAUGUUCAGUUUGAAUUUGAAGAUCGUGGGGGAAAGAGAGAUAAGGCUGCAAAUGGUGGUAAGAACCCAGUGAAGAAACCAACACCUCCUUUGCAGCUUAGAGUUGAGCAGGAGCUCCCGGAGAAUGUUACAUGUCUGAUGGACUGUGAAGCUGCCCAAGUUUUAGAAGGGAUUCAAGAGCAGAUGGUUGUGCUCUCUGAAGAUCCAGCUAUUAAAAUCCCAGCUUCAUUUGACAAGGGACUGCAGCGUGCCAAGAGAGGCAAUAAUUAUACAAGUUUACAGUCUGUUCAAGAAGUACUUCAAAAUCUGAAGAAACACGGUGUUGCUGAUAGUGAAUUAUGCUUGAUUGCCAAUAUUCACCCAGAAUCUGCUGAUGAGGUCUUUUCUCUUGUUCCAUCCUUGAAGGGAAAGAAAAACAAGCUGCUGGAGCCCCUCAAUUCUGCAUUGGAUGAAUUAUCAAAAAUAGAAUGUUCAGCAUAACAUGUAAUCGUAAUUCCCUAAUUAUGGCUGUCUUGAUGUAGACCUGAAUAGUUGUCCUUGGUUUUGUAAGUAAUCGCUUUAAUCAACAUUCA
Messenger RNA from Daucus carota subsp. sativus, 821 nucleotides. RefSeq names its product DNA-directed RNA polymerases IV and V subunit 4. NCBI's taxonomy places the organism in Eukaryota, Viridiplantae, Streptophyta, Magnoliopsida, Apiales, Apiaceae. Gene Ontology annotation, molecular function: nucleotide binding. Gene Ontology annotation, cellular component: RNA polymerase complex. Gene Ontology annotation, biological process: siRNA processing; DNA-templated transcription initiation. The transcript is spliced from 8 exons. The coding region runs from base 142 to 729 and encodes 195 amino acids. The record is from RefSeq and is a predicted model, not a curated record.